UUUCCUUUCUUCAGGUUUUCUACAACAUUAAACGCUCUACACAUCCUUCGUUACUUGAAAACAAAUCUCCAACCAAAAAGACUAACAAAGAAAGGACUACAAUGGCUGAAUCCUUGCUCAAGAUAAUGCUGGUACGCAUAACAACAAAGCUAUACGAUGCAAUGAGAAUGGAUAGAUGGCUACCCGCAAGAUCACAAUCCGAAUCUAUGUCCAAAUCUAGACAUGAUCAUGUGGAUAACGGCUAUACUAGAGCCGCUGAGCCAAUUUCCAUCGAUCAAAAUUAUAUUUCUUGGUUGAGGGAACAUCCUUCUGCUCUUAGCGCUUUCAACCAAAUGAUUAAUGUGGCAAAGGGGAAGCAGAUAGUUGUCUUCUUAGAUUAUGAUGGUACAUUGUCACCCAUUGUGAGUGACCCCGAAAAUGCCUUCAUGUCUGAUCAGAUGCGUGCAGCAGUACGUGAUGUUUCUAAUUGUUUUCCCACGGCCAUUAUCAGUGGCAGGAGUCGUCAAAAGGUUUUAGAUUUUGUGAAGUUAAAUACAGUGUAUUACUCAGGAAGUCAUGGGAUGGAUACCAUUGGACCAGCUGUAAAAACCAACUCUUAUGAUAAAAGUUAUCAACAGAGAAGCUUUGAUAACCAGGGGAAUGAAUUUAUAGUCUUCCAACCAGCUCAAGAUUUUCUACCUGCCGUUCGAAAGAUAUUGGAUGAAGUUACAGAGAAAACACAAAAGAUACAAGGGGUAGCCAUUGAGGAUAAUAGAUUUUGCCUUUCUGUUCAUUACCGCCAUGUUAAGGAUGACGACUAUGAAACCCUGGAAGAGGAAGUCAUGUUGAUACUUGCAAACCAUCCAGGUUUUCACAUGACCAGAGGCAAAAAAGUGAUGGAAAUUCGACCAUCUAUAAAAUGGAACAAAGGCGAUGCUCUUAAGUAUUUACUAGAAGCAUUAGGGUUUCACAAGUCCGGUGAUGUGUUCCCCAUAUACAUAGGUGAUGAUCAAACAGAUGAGGAUGCUUUCAAGGUUUUAAGGGAAAGGGGAGAAGGAUAUCCUAUAAUCGUAUCAUCCACACCAAGGGACACAACAGCUUCGCACUCACUUCGCAGCCCAUCAGAAGUACAGUCAUUCUUGGAUCGUUUGAGUAAAUGGGGUGCUGAAAACAGCACCAUUCCUAACAAGUAAAAACCAACCGUGUUGGCUUCUUGUACAUAUACAUAUAUAAUUUAGUAUAUAUGUUAUGUCAACUACCUGUAGCCACUAGCCAGUUGAGAUGAUGGAAAUUGGAGUAGGAAUUUAGAAAUGGUAUUAGGAAAGAAGUGAAGCUGUAACUGCACCAUGUAGACCCUCUUUUUUAUGGUCUUCUAUUGUGUGCUGCUUCUCCAUUAGUUAGAUUCAAGUUCUCUAGAAGAGUAUUCUCCAACCAAAUAACCAUAGCAGGUCAUGGCCUUGGUUUUUAAGUAAUUUAUUAUACAUCUUACAAAAACUUCUUUUGUGUAAUUGUUGGGUGUCAUAUUUUGGAUACCAUUUCUGUGUAAUAAGAAUCAACCAGAUUUGUUGUA
Molecule: messenger RNA, 1549 nt
Organism: Erigeron canadensis
Lineage: Eukaryota; Viridiplantae; Streptophyta; Magnoliopsida; Asterales; Asteraceae
Product: probable trehalose-phosphate phosphatase C
Exons: 10
Coding region: 102-1172 (356 amino acids)
Biological process (GO): trehalose biosynthetic process
Molecular function (GO): trehalose-phosphatase activity
Source: RefSeq, a predicted model, not a curated record